AUGGAUGUGUCAAAUGCCUUUCUUCAUAGAGAGCUUGGCGAGGAAAUUUAUAUGAGCUUGCCACAGGGAUACACUCCCCAUGAAUGUGUUAUCUUGCCUCCUAAUUAUGUAUGCAGACUUUGUAAGUCUCUCUAUGGACUUGAACAAGCGUCUAGGCAAUGGUAUAACCACAUAUUAUCAAUGUUACUGGGAGCUAACUAUGUUGAAUCUUCUGCUGAUACCACUCUCUUUGUCCGUGUUAUUGUGGUCUCUUUUGUUGUUGUGCUGGUAAAUGUGGAUGACAUUAUGAUAGCCAGCAAUAUUGAUGAGGCUGUUGAGAGCUUGAAAAGACUUUUACGGUUAAAAUUUCAGAUCAAAGACCUUGUUCCAACUCCUUUUGUCCUUGGCUUGGAGAUUGCUCUCGUUCAUCCACUGGAGUGUAUGUGUGUCAGAGGAAGUACGCACUAA
Messenger RNA from Microthlaspi erraticum, 447 nucleotides. The record is from the annotation of a GenBank genome assembly. NCBI's taxonomy places the organism in Eukaryota, Viridiplantae, Streptophyta, Magnoliopsida, Brassicales, Brassicaceae.